AUGCCUGGGGGAGGACUGGUAGCCACGGCCGAUGCAGGGCGCAUCGAGGCCCCCGUCACCUUCAAGGCCUACAUGAUGUGUGCCUUCGCCGCCUUUGGUGGUAUCUUCUUUGGGUUUGACUCCGGUUACAUCAACGGUGUCUUGGGAAUGGAAUACUUCAUUCAUCUCUACGAAGGCCUCGACAAGAAUGCUCCACAGUUUCAAAAGGACGCGAAACCUGGCCCGGAUGGCUUUACACUUCCGUCAUGGAAGAAGUCGCUCAUCGUCUCUAUUCUAUCCGCUGGAACCUUCUUCGGAGCUAUCAUCGCCGGUGACCUUGCAGAUUUCACUGGGCGUCGUACGACCAUCAUCAUGGGCUGCAUCGUCUUCAUUAUCGGGGUCAUUCUUCAAACAGCUUCCACGGGGUUGGGCCUUAUGGUUGCCGGCCGCCUCAUUGCAGGAUUUGGUGUUGGUUUUGUCUCCGCCAUCAUCAUCCUCUAUAUGUCUGAGAUCUCCCCCAAGAAAGUCCGAGGGGCGAUUGUCUCUGGGUACCAGUUCUGUAUUACCUUGGGUCUCUUACUUGCCUCCUGUGUCGAUUACGGUACACAGAAUCGUAACGACACAGGUUCAUACCGCAUUCCGAUUGCCAUCCAAAUGCUCUGGGCUAUCAUCCUUGGUACUGGUCUUUUUCUGCUUCCUGAAUCACCCCGGUAUUUCGUGAAACGCGGCAAACUUGAUCGUGCAGCUCAAGUACUCAGUCGUCUCCGCGGCCAGCCUCGUGACUCAGAGCUCAUUCAGACUGAACUUGCUGAGAUUGUAGCAAACCAUGAAUAUGAGCUUUCAGUCGUGCCGCAAGGAAGUUAUUUCGCCAGUUGGGCAAAUUGCUUCAAGGGCUCUCUUUUCGACCAGAAGAGCAACCUUCGCCGAACAAUCCUGGGUACUUCGCUACAAAUGAUGCAGCAAUGGACAGGUAUCAACUUCAUCUUCUACUUUGGUACCACGUUCUUUCAAGAUCUGGGCACGAUCAGCAACCCUUUUCUUAUCGGUCUUAUUACCACUCUUGUGAACGUCUGCUCUACGCCGAUCUCGUUCUGGACCAUUGAGCGCUUUGGUCGCCGUCCAUUACUCAUCUAUGGGGCAUUGGGAAUGUGGGUUUGCGAAUUUAUUGUCGCAAUUGCAGGGACCGUUGACGGAAGCAACCACAACACUGUCCGUGCCGAAAUCGCUUUCAUCUGCAUCUACAUCUUCUUCUUUGCGUCUACAUGGGGUCCCGGUGCCUGGGUUGUCAUUGGCGAGAUCUUCCCUUUGCCCAUUCGCUCCCGUGGCGUUGGACUGUCAACAGCAUCCAAUUGGCUAUGGAAUUGCAUCAUCGCCGUUAUCACUCCUUAUAUGGUCGGCACCGACCAAGGCAACCUCGGCCCCAAAGUCUUCUUCGUUUGGGGCGCCCUCUGCGUUGGCUGCUGGAUCUAUGCCUAUUUCCUCAUUCCUGAGACCAAGGGUCUCUCCCUCGAGCAAGUCGACCGUAUGUUGGAAGAGACGUCACCACGGAACUCGGCUAAGUGGGUGCCACACACUACCUUUGCUUCGGAAAUGGGCCUUACAGACAAAGGCACAUUGGCCCCUGAAAUCGUGGAGGAUGUUGAGAGGAAGGGAUCAGUGGUUCUGAAUGCAGCAAAAUCUCCGGAACUAGAGAGACUAUCUGGUGAUUUCAUACGACAAGGAUGCAACGUUGAUGUCAUGGUCAUAUGGCAGACGCAAGGGACAAGAUGGAUGUAA
Bacidia gigantensis is the source of this 1755-nucleotide messenger RNA. RefSeq lists its product as uncharacterized. Gene Ontology annotation, cellular component: membrane. NCBI's taxonomy places the organism in Eukaryota, Fungi, Ascomycota, Lecanoromycetes, Lecanorales, Ramalinaceae. The coding region runs from base 1 to 1755 and encodes 584 amino acids. The transcript is spliced from 3 exons. The record is from RefSeq and is a predicted model, not a curated record. Gene Ontology annotation, molecular function: carbohydrate:proton symporter activity. Gene Ontology annotation, biological process: transmembrane transport; carbohydrate transport.